AUGGCUGAUGGCUCUUCUUACCUUAAAGUAGUUGGUACAGUUGAACUGAGUAUAAAAGUUGAUAAUAUGUAUACAAAACUCACUGCCGUAGUAGUGAAAACGUUGGUCACAGAUUGUAUUAUUGGAACGGACUAUAUAACGAAGUAUUCUUUACAAAUUGAUGCUGGUAGUGGAAUUAUAACUAUUCAUAAAGGACAUAUGUAUGUGACUGUAUCUGUGGAAAAACCAAAUCAACUAGUGAAAGUACCUAUGAGAUUGACACAGUCAGUAAAGAUACGUCCCGGUGAAGAAAUCAGACUCAAUGUGUUAGCACAAGGCCUUCGUAACUCGCCCCCUACUUUUCAGCGAGUUAUGAAUAAUGUAUUGGAACCGUGGCGUCAUUUUUCACAAGUAUAUUUAGAUGAUAUUAUUAUUUUCUCUAAGACAAUCGAAGAACACAUUAUACAUGUACACGAAGUUCUACAAAAACUGAGUGCUAAUAAUUUGAAAAUCAAUCCUCCAAAAUGUUCUCUUGCCCGCCAACCAAUUGAUUAUCUCGGCCAUACCAUCACUGCUACAUCUAUAACACCGCUGAAUGAUAAGAUCAAAGCAAUUCUCGAUUUAAAAGAACCACGUACGCUCAGAGAAGCAAACCGAUUUAUUGGCGGCAUUUCUUGGUACAGGAAGUUCAUCCCAAUGUUUGCUGACAUUGCAGCACCAAUACAUACCGUCACAAAUUUGACGCAGGCACAUAAACACAAAUUUAAAUGGAAGCAACCACAGUCAGACUCUUUUAGAGCAUUGAAGAAACUUAUAAUAACAGAACCACUCUCACUGGAAUUUCCAGAUGAUAGUGAAUCCUUAAGACUAGAAACUGAUGCAUCAAAAAUUGGACUAGGCGGAGUAUUGUUUCAAGAAAUCAAUGGACAGAGGUUUAACCUAUAUUAUCAUUCCCAGUCAACAACUAAAGCUGAACAACAUUAUGAUACAAUAGAAUCCGAAGCAUUAGCUAUAUAUAAGUGUUUUGAGCGUAUGCGCCCAUAUAUUCAAAGUAGACCAAUCAUUUUGUUCACAGACCACUGUCUUCUCUGUAGUAUGAUGACAAAGAAUGUGAAAAAUAAAAGAGUUGAUCGAAUUGCUCUACUCCUUCAAGAAUACCACAUUACCCAAGUUAUUCAUGUGAAAGGUAGACAUAACUGUCUCCCGGAUUAUUUGUCAAGAAAUCCAAUCGAUGUCACAGAUGAAUUGAUGGAAAUUGAGUAUGGUUUAGAAGUUCUUGAACCACAUCCUCACGAUGGAGACCGAGUUUCUUACGGCUCCACGCUUGCCGAUGUGGUCGGUGUAAUAACAAGAUCGACAGCCAAGAAAGAACAAGCACAGACAACCGCAGGUCAGUCAGAGACGGAAACGGAAGAAGAAAUGCAUGACCCUAAACCUCAGGAGAUUGAACCAACAACAUACAAGGUUCUGCCACAUCAUCUGGAUAUAACACGUUUGAUUGAAGAACAGCGGCAAGACCCUGAAAUACGGAAGAAGUUAGUCGAAAUUCAAAAGAAUCCCACAAAGCAUCCGUAUUUGCUUGAAGAUAGCGUCUUAUAUAAACUUCAGUCGAGAGAUGGUGGUAAAACUGUGUCAAAGCUCAAUUAUCUUCCAAAAUCAAUGAUCAGACCAGCUCUUAAUUUUUAUCAUGAUCAUCCGUUGUCCGGGCACUUUGGCAGUCAAAGAACAUACGACAAAAUGAAAUAUAAAUAUUGGUGGCCAAAUAUGCAACAAACAAUAGUGGAGUAUAUUGAGUCCUGCAUGAAAUGUAAACAGAAUAAUUAUAGUCGUCAAAAAAAGCCUGGUCAUAUGCAUCCAAUUGAACCACCUUUUGGACCAUUCCAAGUCAUAGGUAUCGACUUCUGUGGACCUUUCUUAAGAACACCAAGUGAGAACAGAUACGUUUUGUGUAUAACAGACCACUUUAGUAAAUGGGUUACGGCAGUAGCACUAGCAGACUGCAGUGCACAAUCAACCGCACAGGCUCUGUAUGACGAAUACAUAUGUAAAUAUGGAGUACCAACAACGAUUUUAUCCGAUAAUGGAUCUCAUUUUCAGAACCAAUUGAUGACAGCAUUGACUCAAUCACUCGGCCACAACCAUAUAUACUCAACAACAUAUCAUCCACAGACAAACGGUUGUGUUGAAAGUCCAUUUCAAUUACAAUACGGUCGCGCACCUCGACUGCCACCAGAUCAAGCUCCACCAACCGUGAUCUUCAAUAAACGAUGUGAUUAUUUCUAUCAACUGCAAAAGAAUUUAGAAAUUUAUCAUAAAAUUGCGCGUGAAAAUAUUAUACGUAAUCAACAGUUGUCUAAACAGAGAUAUGAUCGUAACCGUCAAGAUCCCCACUAUAAAGUUGGUGAUUUAGUUUUACCCGUUGAGGACCGAGUUCCUUUCGGCUCCACAGAUUCUUUAAGUCGUAUUGCAUCAUCAGUCCCAGCAUUUACACUAGGUCGAGAUGUUUAUUAUUUGAAUACAGAAACAUCCAUACGUUUUCUACAAGAUCUGAUAGAUAAAUGUGCGCAUAUCAAACAUUACGCCAUCGAUACUGAGAAUGAUAUUGAUACACAAAACCCUUGUCUCAUCCAAGUUCUGCCUCUUCCAGAAACAUCUCCACCAUCACCCUUGUUUCCAAUAAUCAUAGAAACCCAAUUCUUGCCAGCCGGCGAAACCCAGUUUCGUGUAAAAAUAGAAGAAUUAUGUGGCAUUAGAUUUCAUCGAGAUAAUCACUUCUACUCAUGGUACGAUUGUAAAGAGGAACUGUCAAAGUUUAGGGAUCUGAAAUUAUUUAGUCUAUCUAAUAUCAUUCAUACUACAAAUGUACAAAUAACUUUCAGAACGUAUUAUAAUGAACACCAUCCCCACCUUCCUGAAUGUCCUGCUCUUCAGUUGUUCGAAAAUUAUAUGGCUGAAGAUGAUUAUUUGUUAACGGCAACACCUCAUGAAGAUUUAGAAGAUGGCAACUUAGCUGAUCAUCCCUUAUGUACCUAUUCAUUUAGACCAUAUAAACAACCGAAUCAGCUAAAUAGCUCGAAGCUGCUGCAAAGCGUUGGCCUUGGAAUUUCACUUGUACCAAAUCCCCUACAUGUUCACACUGGGCCGGUGGGAUAG
Molecule: messenger RNA, 3132 nt
Organism: Didymodactylos carnosus
Lineage: Eukaryota; Metazoa; Rotifera; Eurotatoria; Philodinida; Philodinidae
Source: the annotation of a GenBank genome assembly